Messenger RNA from Moesziomyces aphidis, 1131 nucleotides. NCBI's taxonomy places the organism in Eukaryota, Fungi, Basidiomycota, Ustilaginomycetes, Ustilaginales, Ustilaginaceae. The record is from the annotation of a GenBank genome assembly.
AUGCCGGUGCAGUGGACGUCUGCCGACGGCAGAACCAUCACCAUCAACGCUAACAAGCACACCACCUUGCCCUCGUCUGCCGACAUCAUCGAGAUGUGUGGAUCCAAGACCCUCGACAAGGAGGUGGGCGAUGAGCUUGUCGCGCUCUCCAACACCAUGAUCAGCGACUUCACCAAACCACUCGAAACGAUCGCCUACCAAUACAAGGCAUGCAAGAAGAUCUCGAAGCACGAAGAACGACUACGAACUUGCGUUACAGUCCUGGUCCUCGCCCACACAAUUCUCGGGCACUUUUCAGAGCGUCCCAGACUUCUCGCCGAGGGCAAGGAACUCGGCGAUACCCUCGGUCCGACUACCGUGCCACAGGCCUUGAACAAUAGGCAAAGAGCAAGCAAAGUCUCGGCCGGGCUUAAUACCUUCUUGUUCCACACCAAGAUGUCCGUGGAAGAUGUUGCCGCCCUGUUCGGACUGCCUCCCGUUGACACCCAGCCCAUGCAGGAGACUCAAGGUGACAGCCAGCCCACAGCCUCGGAGGCUGCUUCUCCAUCCUCAUCCCAUGCCCAUCAGCCUCUGUCUCCUCGUAUUCAGACCCCUCCUCUUCCCGACUUGCCCUGGCGUGUGAGGGCGCUUCAAAAGCACCAGCGGGGCCCGCAAUUCUCCCAGCAAGACGACGGUCCCAACGGAAGCGCUUCCACGGGCCCUCCGACUCAAACUCCAAGGAAGGGAGUCGCCUGCAGCACCGACAACGCUCGAACCUCAAAGCGCUCGAGAAACUCGGACGAGGAAAGCGGCAGCCCAGAGCCGGAUGAACGCCAUCCGGAGAGUUUUUACGAGGGACGCCAGCCGCUUCUGUCGGACGCGCAGUUCCGUCAAGCGGUCACGGAAGUCUAUCGCGACUUCUUCGACAACUACACAGCGCACAUCCACACUAACUUGGCCGGUCCGGACGCAAGUGAGAUGGCUCUGUGCGUGCUCAAGGACGGCCUCUGCAAUUCUAUGUGGCGACUCCUGAACUUCCGCGGCAGUGGAUUCACGAGCGUGUUCGGCGUCAUCUCGGAGAAGCAUCGAGGCACGCCACUUCCUGGCCGGGCUGGCAGAUCCUCCAGGCGCUCCUCAAACACUUCUGACUAA